AUGAUACCGAAUCAUAUAAUCAAACGACAUGCUGAGCAGCAAAAUAAUUUAAAUAUCAUUAUAGGUGUUUUGGGACUUUGUGCUAUUGUUCUUUCCAGUCCAUAUGAUAUUCCAAUUUAUAUACCAGAUGUAUUGAUGUCACUUUGUCAACACUCACAUGAUCCUGAUUUAAUACAAGUAUGUUUAACUACUGAUAUGUUUUUGACAUUAGUUUUUCUUAUUUCAAUUUCAUUGACAAUAAGUUGGCCAAUAAAAAAACCAAAAUUAACUUUAAAUUCAAAUGAUACAUGUUGUAUAUUAGCUAAAUUAAAUAUAAAUGCAACACGAGCAAAUCAUGGACGAAAAUUUUUUUCAAAUAUUAUAUUAAAUAAUGAUUCUUAUAAAGAUAUUAAUGAAGAUAAUGUUUGUUCAUUGAUGCAUUUUUUUAUGCAAGAAGCUGUACUUAAUGGACGACCAAUUAAAUUUUCUAAAGGAAUGUUUGUUCUAUAUGAUUCAACAAAUGAAUUUUUCACACGUUUUAUGGUAGCAAAAGAUAAUCAAAAACAUGGUAGUGAAGAACAUCGAUCAGGAAUAUUUAAACGUUUAAAAUCAUUUGCAACGAAUUCACUUAAAUCAUUAUUUAAAUUACAAAAACUUAAUCAAACUAUUUCCGAUACAUUUAUUUAUGUUCGUGGUGAUGAAUCAUCACAUUUUCGUGAACGUGCUCUAUCAAAAUUACAACGAAAAAAAGAUUAUCCAGCUUAUGGAAUGGAUGUUAAACAUGGUUGUAUGCCAAAUGGUUUUGGUCAUAUUUUAUUUGGAAAAUUAAAAGGUUUAUAUAAUAAUGAAUCUGAUCCAUAUUAUGGUGAUAGAAUUUAUAUUAAACCAGAAGAAUUUGGUCUUCAAAAAUUUAAACAUUAUAUUGGACAUUCGGGUAAAUAUAUUCAAAGUGUAUCACGUCGUGUAUUAUGUAAAAUUUCGAAAUUUCAAAAAUCUCCAAUAUGUACAAAAGAUGAAGCAUUUCGUGAAAAUAUCGAUAUGAAAUUAACAAAAAAAUGGAAUCAAAUUCUAUCAACAAUUCCAAUAUUAACUGAAGAUGAAAGAACUUCUAUGCGUACGAAAGCAUCAAAUCAUGGUAUAUAUGGAAUAUAUCAACAAACAUCAAGAUUUUAUAAUGAUUAUAUCCAAGUCCGUGAUUUUCAAAAAGAAUUAGAAAAUAAAUAUGGUCGUGAUAUACGAUCACGGAAAGGUAAUGAAAUUAUUUUUACAACGGAACAAUUAUUAGAAAGUAGAAUAUCCUGUGAAGCAACAAUGUUGACAAGCAAUUUAACUAAUCAUUUACAAUGUCCAGCACCACAUAAAAACAUGGCGGCUAAUUUGAAAUGA
This is a messenger RNA of Adineta steineri, 1365 nucleotides long. Lineage: Eukaryota; Metazoa; Rotifera; Eurotatoria; Adinetida; Adinetidae. The record is from the annotation of a GenBank genome assembly.